Pyricularia oryzae 70-15 is the source of this 1815-nucleotide messenger RNA. RefSeq lists its product as uncharacterized. Gene Ontology annotation, biological process: regulation of DNA-templated transcription. The record is from RefSeq and is a predicted model, not a curated record. Gene Ontology annotation, molecular function: transcription cis-regulatory region binding; DNA-binding transcription factor activity, RNA polymerase II-specific. The coding region runs from base 1 to 1815 and encodes 604 amino acids. The transcript has 3 exons. Gene Ontology annotation, cellular component: nucleus. NCBI's taxonomy places the organism in Eukaryota, Fungi, Ascomycota, Sordariomycetes, Magnaporthales, Pyriculariaceae.
AUGCGCAAGAAGCGCAAGGCUACGGAGCACUCGCCCCAACCGCCACCGUCGCAUGCCAGUGCGCCGGCCGAUCCCGAUCUGGAUGUUUCCUCCACCGCGCGCCUGGAGGAGAAAUUGGACAGCCUCGUUUCGCUGCUGCGAUCCCAGGGGGUUACUACCGAUCAAUCAUCUGCAUCUGCGGUCCAGGCCAAUGCUGCGGGCUCCGCGUCUCGGGUGAUUUCACCCGGCUCGGACGCCUCCCGCACUUCUGCCGCCUACCCGUGUGAACCCACCGCAAACCUCUUGCCCAGGGUCGUUCUCGAGACCAGCGACAACAACAUUAGCAUGGUACGCGCCACGCUAUCGUCGGAAAACUCGCAGACGCUGCAGCUCGUCAUGCAAGACAUUGCCGCCCACGUCAUCAGCGGACCUGCUGCCGACGAGCAGAUCGACAACUUUCGUCGCUACUUCCUCAUCAUGUUUCCUUUUGUUCGCAUCCCGCCCUUCAUGACGUCUGAUGAGCUGCGGCACCAGAGCCCCUUUCUGUGGCUCAACAUCAUAUGUGUCACCAGCAAGUCCCUGGCCAAGCAGUUCGCCAUGGAAGAGACCAUCUGGUCCAUCAUCUCGCGGCGGGUUGUGACCCAGAGGCUGGCCACCAUGGACCUGCUGCUCGGGCUCAUAUGCUUCACCGCGUGGUCGCACUACUUCAAGCAGGACAGGCCCUUUUUGGGAAUGCUCUCCAACCUCGCAACGUCGGUGGCCUUUGAGCUCAACCUGCACAAGGACGUCCGCACAAACGUCUCGUGGCGCGGCAAGUUUGGUCGCCUCUGCUCGGAGCAAGCCCAGAAGCAAGUCCCCCGCACGCUGGAUGAGCGGAGGACCAUGUUGGCUGUUUGGAGUCUCACAAGCUGUGAAUAUGACCUUGAUAUGGUGCUUGCCGCGCACGUCAAGUCUCACCUCAUUUCCAACCAGGUGACAUGCUCUUCGCCGGAUGAUGCCCUCGGUGACAGUGAUGACCCAUCCACUACAACGCCGCCAUCAGUCUUGAUCAAGGCUCUCCUGCGUCAAUUAUCGGACGUCCGGCAAGCCUUGCCGCCGCACAUACAGACGCACACAACGUGCCUCAACGUCGCUCCACCCGACGCGAGGGAACGAUCCUCUCCCGGGAGCAACCUGCGCAUCCAGCGCCUGCGAGACCUCGAGGCCACGGUGAUCACGACGGAGCGGUGGCGCGACGUCUUCUUCAACGAGUUCUCCUCGGCGGACCUGGCGGGCGUCCCGGCCGACAGCCUGUCGCAGUUCACGCUGUGCAUGGUGGUGGCCUUUCGGCUGGCCAUGGUCGGGGCGGACGGCGGCGACGAGCCCGGCUGGGACGCCGAGGAGAUGCGCCGGCGCAUCGACGUGUUUGGCCUGAUGGACCAGGCCUACGACAAGCUCGCGGCCGUCGGCUCCGCCGCGGGCAUCGUCGCCGACUCCCCCGGCCCCCGCCUGGGCAUCUGGCAAAAGUCGCCCAUGAUGUUCCGCAUGAUGAAGGCGCUGCUGCUGGCCGAGCUGCCGCCCGGCAUGACCCUCCCCGGCAUGGAGACGGCCGCCGAGGAGGCCGGCCACCACCGCCACCACCACCACCAGCAGCAGCAGCCGGCGAUGCGCACGCCCGAGAGCAUGGACCAGAGCAACGAGCCCGGAGACGUGUUUGCCGGCAUGAUGGUGCCCGACCAGGUCCUCAUGACCAUGGCCGACGAGCCGUGGCUGUCGGAGCUCUGGGGUCCCAGCUGGGACACCGGGCAGCAAUCGGCGUUUUUUCCUGUCGAUUUUUCAUUUUCGGAUCAGAUGUGA